This is a messenger RNA of Physeter macrocephalus (sperm whale), 2885 nucleotides long. RefSeq names its product zinc finger protein 335. Gene Ontology annotation, biological process: brain development; positive regulation of neurogenesis; positive regulation of transcription by RNA polymerase II. The transcript is spliced from 14 exons. Gene Ontology annotation, cellular component: nucleus. Bases 482 to 2770 code for a protein of 762 amino acids. The record is from RefSeq and is a predicted model, not a curated record. Gene Ontology annotation, molecular function: RNA polymerase II cis-regulatory region sequence-specific DNA binding. Lineage: Eukaryota; Metazoa; Chordata; Mammalia; Artiodactyla; Physeteridae.
GUCGCUGUCAGCCCCCUCCGCACGGGAACCAGGGGAGGGGGGAGCGAACCGCUGACCCAGGGGGCUUGCGGGCUGUACCACCUACUCUGCACCCGGGGGCCUCGGUCGGGGGACCGAAGGGCUGAACCACUGAGCCCGGACGGGGCCCGUAGAGUGAACCACUCUGCGGGAAUCAUGGAGGGGAGGAGCAAAGGGUCAAGAUUACCCGCCACUGACCACCCUCCGGGGAUGGGGGAAAGGACCCGAGACGGGGAGGCAAGGCUUCCUGGUCCUGUUUUCCCGAAGCUCCCCUCGCAAUACACUAGAAAGCCCCACCCCGUCGGCGACUCAGUGUUUGCACCUGCGAAAUGGGCAUAUGGGUGCAGCUGAGUGCGCCGCGGGGACCCGGUAUGAAGCCCACCUGUUCCAGCCCCCGUCACCUCUUCUCGCAGAGUAAAGGCCCCGGACCCUGGGCCCCCCUGUUAGGCCGCCCCCCGAGCCGAUGGAGGAGAACGAGGUGGAGAGCAGUAGCGACGCGGCCCCUGGUCCUGGCCGGCACGAGGAGCCCUCUGAGAGCGGCUUGGGCGUGGGCACCUCGGAAGCCGUGUCGGCCGACAGCAGCGACGCCGCGGCCGCUCCGGGGCCAGCCGAGGCCGACGACUCUGGCGUGGGGCAGAGUUCGGACCGCGGCACCAGCUCUCUGGAGGAGGUGUCCGAGAGCAGCUCCAGCACAGACCCCCUGCCCCAUGGCUACCUCCCUGAUUCAUCUUCUGUUUCCCACGGGCCAGUGGCAGGGGUGACAGGCGGCCCCCCAGCCCUGGUGCACUCCAGCGCACUCCCAGACCCCAGCAUGCUGGUGUCCGACUGCACGGCUUCUUCCUCAGACCUGGGCUCGGCCAUUGACAAGAUCAUCGAGUCCACCAUCGGGCCCGACCUCAUCCAGAGCUGCAUCACCGUGACCAGUGCUGAGGGGAGUGGAUCCGAGACCACACGGUACCUGAUCCUGCAGGGACCAGACGAUGGGGCCCCCAUGGCAUCACCAAUGUCCAGUUCCACCCUGGCCCACAGCCUGGCAGCCAUCGAGGCUCUAGCUGAUGGCCCCACGUCCACAUCCACGUGCCUGGAGCCACCUGAGGAGGUGCAGGGUGGGCCCAGCUCCCCAGCGCAGCCACGCCUGGGUUCUGGCGCCGAGGAGCCAGACCUGCAGAGCCUGGAGGCCAUGAUGGAGGUGGUGGUGGUGCAGCAGUUCAAGUGCAAGAUGUGCCAGUACCGGAGCAGCGCCAAGGCCACACUGUUGCGCCACAUGCGGGAGCGGCACUUCUGCCCAGCAGCCGCCGCCGCCGGAAAAAAGGGACGUCUGCGGAAAUGGGGCGCCUCCGCCAGGACCCAGGAGGAAGAGGGCCCAGAGGAGGAAGACGAUGAUGACAUCAUAGACGCCGGCGCCAUCGAUGACCUGGAAGAGGACAGCGACUAUAACCCUGCUGAGGAUGAGCCCCGGGGCCGGCAGCUACGGCCCCAGCGCCCCACUCCCAGUACACCGAGACCCCGCAGGAGACCUGGCCGGCCCCGGAAGCUGCCUCGCCUGGAGACCUCGGAUCUCUUGGAUGCAGGUGUGGAAGGAGAGCCUCUGGUCAGCUCCCAGACUGGACAGAGCCCUCCGGAGCCACAAGACCCCGAGGCACCCAGCUCCUCAGGCCCAGGAUGCCUGGUGGCCCUGGGCAAGGCCAACCGGCCCCCCGUGGAACCCGGCGUGAGCCAGUCAGAUGUGGAGAACGCAGCACCGUCCUUCCAGGACGAGCCCGACGCCCCGCCCCGCCGCCGUGGGCGACCGUCCAGGCGCUUCCUCGGCAAGAAAUACCGCAAGUACUAUUACAAGUCGCCCAAACCCCUCCUGCGGCCCUUCUUGUGCCGCAUCUGCGGUUCCCGCUUCCUGUCCCACGAGGACCUGCGCUUCCACGUCAACUCCCACGAGGCUGGCAACCCGCAGCUCUUCAAGUGCCUGCAGUGCAGCUACCGCUCCCGCCGCUGGUCCUCGCUCAAGGAGCACAUGUUCAACCACGUGGGCAGUAAGCCCUACAAGUGUGACGAAUGCAGCUACACCAGUGUUUACCGGAAGGACGUCAUCCGGCAUGCGGCCGUGCAUAGCCGGGACCGGAAGAAGAGGCCAGACCCGACCCCGAAGCUGAGCUCCUUCCCCUGCCCUGUGUGUGGCCGUGUCUACCCCAUGCAGAAGAGACUCACGCAGCACAUGAAGACGCACAGCACCGAGAAGCCCCACAUGUGUGACAAGUGUGGAAAGUCCUUUAAGAAGCGCUACACCUUCAAGAUGCACCUGCUCACGCACAUCCAGGCCGUCGCCAACCGCAGGUUCAAGUGCGAGUUCUGUGAGUUCGUUUGUGAGGACAAGAAGGCGCUGCUGAACCACCAGCUUUCCCAUGUCAGCGACAAGCCCUUCAAGUGCAGCUUUUGCCCCUACCGCACCUUCCGAGAGGACUUCCUGCUGUCCCACGUGGCUGUCAAGCACACAGGGGCCAAGCCCUUUGCCUGCGAGUACUGCCACUUCAGCACGCGACACAAGAAGAACCUCCGCCUGCACGUACGGUGCCGGCACGCAAGCAGCUUUGAGGAGUGGGGGCGGCGCCACCCCGAGGAGCCCCCUUCCCGCCGUCGCCCCUUCUUCUCUCUGCAGCAGAUUGAGGAGCUGAAGCAGCAGCAUAGCGCAGCCCCUGGACCUCCUUCCAGCUCCCCAGGACCUCCUGAGGUAAGCUCAGGCAGCAGACAAGGGCGUUAGGAGCGUUGGCUGCAAUGCCAGUGUGAUGGUGCCUCCCCCAGCCCUAGCAUCCUCACUUGCACACUGAGUACAGCGAAAUGACCCCUGCCUCUCUGGAUUGUGGUGAAGAGCAGCU